AAAAAAGAGGAAUUGUCUGAAUUUCCUUUCGUAAUGUAUCGCAUUAUUUUUUUCUCUUUAUAUAAAACUUAGACUAAUGACAAACAAGAUGGAAAAUGAACCAACAUUUUCUGAAUCAGCUUCAAGAUCCUCUUCUAAUUCCAACAGAGAGUUUUCUAUUUAUGCAAAAUCUGGAACAUUUAAUCCCUCAUCCAUCAUUGGCAAUCCAAAUAAAGAACGAAAGAGCUCUGCGAGUUCAUUAGGCAGCAGCAGUGGGCCUUCAUUCACCCAACGACUCAUCGAUCGAGGAGUGGCAGUGCCGAGUUCAUUUUCUAAUUGGGAAAGGAUUCGACCUUCUGACGAUUCUUCAUCACCGAGUUCAUUUGAUUUUGACUCUUAUUACGGCAUGUCGCCUUUCAUUACACCUUCCUUUUCAGCUACUGAAGGAGGUCAUUUUCAUCAGGAUGGCCCGCUUUACAAAUCACUAAGGCAUCGCUACGAGAAGGAAAAGCAUGGUAAUUUAAAAAGCGACAGUAUUGACGAAGAAGAAGCCGUGCUAUCCUCGCCCGAAUUUCUGGCUUCGAAUAAUAAUAAUAAUAAAAAGAAACCCUCGUUACAACAGUUAAAGUCAUCGAACCAUAAAGAAAAGCAGAGUGCAGAGGACAGUGAUAUUGAACUCUCAGACGAGGAAGAAGGUCAUCAUCAUAUCCCCACUAUUUCAUUGUCCGAUAAACCAAGGAACAGCACUCUGUUGCCUUUAAACCACAGAGUGCGUAGAUCCAGAUCACCAUUAUCAUUUCCACCUGCCGUAGAUAAUAGUGGCUCAAGGAGCAACGAUUCAAAAUUGUUGAGCUAUCAUCAGAAUCUAUACAAUAACAUACUUGAACGUAACGAUUCUGAGGAAGAAAAACUGACUCUGUCACCGACGAGCGAGCGCAUAAAGAGGUUUUUGAUCACACCACCUAAACAUCAUGAAAAAGAAAAGUCAGAAGAAUCUCCUGUGGCUGUUAUGCCUCCUUUAUCACGCCAGCCUAAACCGCUACCUGCUCCUCCUCGCCAGCAUCUAUUACAGACUCCUGUAUUCCAGGUGGUGAAUGCGAAUACAGUAAAGGAUCGAUACCUGUUUUUAUUCAACGAUCUAUUGCUCAUCUGUAAGCCUAUCAUGGAUGAAAACAUUAUAGUCAGCAACAGCAACAGUUCAUCUACGGCCGUCAAAAGCAACAAAGAGAGAUACCGAUUCAGGCCGAACGAGAACUCUUUAUUCCAAGUGAAAAACAUUGUCGAACUGGCCAAGCUGACUCUUUAUAUUGCAAAGGACGACUACUAUGCAGCCAACUCAAAGCCGCCCUCGAUAGAGAUUGGGCCUGACGGAAGGCCCAUUCUGCCACCUGCAAGAAAGAUACAUCCGAUCAUGGCCUCAGCCCUACGCAAGUUUGAGACAAGUGCCAACCUUGGAAUUCAGUAUCUGAUCGACAAGGGAAUUUUGACAAAUGAUCCUCUCAAUAUCGCCAAUUUCCUGUUCAAAACGCCCGAUCUUAACCGUCGACAGCUGGGUUAUUACCUAGCAGAUCAAAAAAAUGCAGAUGUGUAUGACGCGUUUCUCGAGUGCUUUAGACUUGUCGGGCUGAGACUCGAUGAAGCCUUGCGGAUACUGUUGACGACGUUUCGUUUACCUAGCAAUUGGGAAGCAUUGGAAUAUAUCAUUGAAAGGUUUGCAAAAAAGUGGCACGAUGCGAACCAGAACGUGAUCAAGUUUCAUGAAGACAUGGUCGUCAAAGUCGUCAUGGCAACACUCUUUUUAAAUGCCGAGCUUUGGUAUGAUGCAACCUCUGAAAAGGACGUCUUCUGGUUUGCACGUGAGGUAAAGGAACGCCAAGGGCGACAGGCAAAACGAAAGAUGAGUAUGUUCGAUUAUCAGCGCGCGAACCAUCAAUUCGAUGGUCUUCCCAGCAGACAUGCAUCUACGUUCAUCCACACGAAUGAGUCCAGCCCUAACCGACAGAGCGUAACGAUCGAGCCUCUACACUACAUCAUGUCACUUCGUGCCAAGGGGUCAAGUCAUCCGACACUGGAUGAUUUUCUGGAAAGAUGGAACUACUACGACCAGUAUCGCCUCGUACCACGAGAGUUUAUGGAAGAAAUGUACAAGUCGAUCGAGCAAGAGCGGCUGGAAACAGGAUGGGAUAACAAAACAGGUCGUCGAAUAGUCAAGCCAUCCGAAGCAGCCAUCCCAGACGAUGAUGGCAAGCCAGUGUCUCCUUCGAUGCAACAACAGCUGUCACAGGACGUUGUCAUUACCGUGAUACCCCAUCGACUACCCUCUCGACUCACCAAGGGCGUUCCUUCUGAUCCGAUCAUUAUCUCGAUUCCUGCUCCUGACAAGGGCCUUCAAAUCAAGCUUCGUGGUCAGGACCUGGUGUUUGAACCCAACGUUUUGGAUUUUUCAAACUCCUGUAUUCAAUCAUUUACCAUCACUGGUAAUACCCUCGGUAGAACCUCACUCAUGUUUAUCAAGUCUGGAGAAAAUGCAGGUAACUAUGUGAGUCCGACAUUGCCGAGAACCAAGACGGUGAUUGUGGAACGACCGUUUAUGCGAUACACAUUUCAGAUUGGAUUUAAGCAUAUUGAUGAAAAGUUGUUGGCUCUGGAUGCUAGACCAGAUUCACAAAAGAAAAUCAAUGACAGUAGCAACAGAGUCGAUAAAAAGAGAAAUGGAAAGGACGGCGAUGCGGUAAAACAAGAAGUGGAUGAUGAUGAAGAGCGAAAACAGAGAAACUACAUGGUGAAUCGCAGAUAUACCUUUAGUGUCGAGACAGCAGAGGAGCGAAUCGAGUGGAUUGAAGCGCUAAAGAAGCUGAGUGGCUGUGUGAAUGAUGUCAAGAAUGAGAAGAACAUGAGGCAGCUGGAGAGUAUGAGCUCAGAGGCAAGAGUAGCUUUGCAAGUACUCAAGGAGGUCUUGUUGGCAGAUGAAGUCAAGAAAGGAACAGCCCGGACUAAGAGUAACAAGUUACACAGUGUCAACAUUAGCGCUACGGCAAGUCCUGGGUCAGAUAUGACGAGCCCUACUAUUAUUCAUAAUGGCAGCAGUAGUAAUCAACCUACUGAUGAUAUACCCACACGCAGCGAUUCCUAUGAUGAGCGUCAUGGUAGAGCGAUGAAAUUGUUGUUGCCUAAAAAGAAAAUAGAAAGCAACCGAUCGUCAGCCAUGACGACAUCAACUACUACAGCGACAACGGCUAAUGUGGUGACCAAGAGAGGACAUGAAAUUAUCAAGCUUGUCGUACAGAACUCAAUGGUUCCACUCGUUUUGGGUUUUUUGCGCAAUUGUAUAAAUGAUAAAUAAAGUUCUAAAGUAGAAUUAUGAGUAUAGAAACAGUAUGUGUUACUCAUUUCUAAAGACUGAAAUCAGGCGUUCAUGAAAGUAAAAGAUACCCUUGUAUACAGUUUUUUAACGUUGUUAAACUGUAUUAUUACGACUUGAAAAACGAAGCGGCUAAAAGAGCUUCGUCUAUGUUCGAUAUUGACGUG
Messenger RNA from Rhizopus microsporus ATCC 52813, 3507 nucleotides. RefSeq lists its product as uncharacterized. Gene Ontology annotation, biological process: regulation of ARF protein signal transduction. The transcript has a single exon. Gene Ontology annotation, molecular function: guanyl-nucleotide exchange factor activity. The record is from RefSeq and is a predicted model, not a curated record. The coding region runs from base 89 to 3322 and encodes 1077 amino acids. Lineage: Eukaryota; Fungi; Mucoromycota; Mucoromycetes; Mucorales; Rhizopodaceae.